Messenger RNA from Contarinia nasturtii (swede midge), 556 nucleotides. Its product is annotated as zinc finger HIT domain-containing protein 3. The record is from RefSeq and is a predicted model, not a curated record. The transcript has 4 exons. Gene Ontology annotation, molecular function: protein binding. NCBI's taxonomy places the organism in Eukaryota, Metazoa, Arthropoda, Insecta, Diptera, Cecidomyiidae. The coding region runs from base 54 to 455 and encodes 133 amino acids.
ACAUUGUUUUAUUUUGUUUUUUAAUCAAUGAUUCGCUCAACUUGAUUUACAAAAUGAAGUGUGUGGAAUGUUCGGUAAAUUCAAGAAAAUACAAAUGCCCUCGAUGCUAUAAUUUCUGCUGCUGUUUUGAUUGCUUCAAAAAACACAAGUUUUCUGAUUGUGCUUCAGGAAAGAUUGUAUUUGAAAAAUAUCAGACGACACAACUCAGGAAGCACAAGAUCCAAUUUACUACAGAAGACGAGGUUGAUCCCGAAAAAUUAACACUGCUAAGAAAUAAUGAAGCAUUAAAAAAUUUACUUACAAAUCCUCAUCUUCGAGAGUAUCUUUGUGCUCUUGAUUCAUCUGAAAAUGCACAUAAAGCAAUGAAAUUUGCUAUGCUGGAACCACUUUUCAUCGAAUUUGCUAAUGAGUGUAUGAGAAUUGUUGAACCAGUCGAGAAGUGUGUUGAAGAAUAAACCAAUAAAUUAAACUACUUUUUUUCUUUGAUCUUUUUUUUUCAUUAGAUGUAAAAACAUGUGAAAUUCUUAAUAAAGCUUAUAUUUUCCACAAUUAUAAA